AAUCUCUUUUUUUUUUACCCAACUUUUAAUACAUAGGACUUUCUAUCUUCCAUAUUGUCGCUCUUUCUUUUUCCUUCUCAUCCAAACUAGAAAUUUCACUUAGAACCAUUGAACUUAAUCGCUUUCCUAUUUAACUAUGAUAUCCUGAUAGACUUCCUUCUUUUCUCGUGCUCGGAGUUACUCGGAUACUAGAUCUAGAUCGCGGAUAGUACUUAAGGUAGUAUCAGUAUCUCUAAAUACACUCAUAAAACAACUACAACAACUCGGCACUUGUUCAUCCGCCGAACAAACAAGAAAAAAUGCCUCCUUCAACACCUAGCUCUAUGAUCUUACGCACGGUAUUCCGGCGACAUAUAGAACAUCUCCGUAUCUCCAGGAUACCACGGCGUUUCCAAUCUCAAUCCACCACCACCACCACUACCUCCGUCCCUAAACCCAAUGAAGCAGCCAAACCACCCGCAGUAGACCCGGUCCCGGUAGGCGGCACCCCGGCCGCCGCCCCGGGUUUCUGGUCGCGAUUAGGUCCUCUCACGAAAGCAGGCCAAGCAUACGCGCGCGCGCAAAAAAACAGACCUUGGACUACGCAGAUUGUGAGCGCACUUGUGAUUUAUCUAGCUGCGGAUAUAAGUGCGCAGAGUAUUGGCGGGAAGGAGUAUGUGCCGGAGCGUACGGCGAGGAAUUUAGUCGUUGGCGGCGUUUCGGCUGUGCCGAAUUUUAUGUGGUUCGUCUGGUUGUCGAAACAUUUUAAUUAUCAAUCGCACGCCCUCUCUAUCGGCGUCAAGAUUGUUGUGAAUCAGUUGACUUUCACGCCUAUUUUCAACAGCUACUUUUUCGGCGCGCAGGCACUACUAGCUGGAGACAGUCUAGCUGAGACUUGGGAUCGUGUGCGUCGUACUGUUCCUAUUAGUUGGCUCAAUGCCUGGAAACUGUGGCCCGCUGUUACGGCGUUCAGUUUUACUUUUGUGCCUAUGGAGUACCGCAGUGUGUUCGCUGGUGUGGUUGCGGUAGGCUGGCAGACUUACUUGAGUUACUUGAACAGACAAGUGGAGAUCGAAGAGGAGACGAAGGCGGCCGAGUCGUCCUCUGCUGUUGAAAAGGCAGCGUUACAGGUUAAUAUGCCACGAAACGCCGUAUAACGGUCUAAAUCCAAUUACUCUUUUCUCGCGUCGGUCAGGCCGGAAAAACGGAGUUAGAAUUACAUAGACGGGUUGUACGACAUAGAAUCAAGACGGCCGACGAUCAGCGCACAUGGGAAUAAUAGAGGGGCGUUCGGAGUAAGCGAGUCAAUUGAUACUCAUUCGAAUUUGUGACUCUCACAGUUGUAAUUCCUUCGUCUAUCCUAUAUCUGACAUUCCUUUCAAGAAUCGAUGUCGCUAUAAUACAAAUAUUUGAUCAU
Hypoxylon trugodes is the source of this 1396-nucleotide messenger RNA. RefSeq lists its product as uncharacterized. The transcript is spliced from 2 exons. The coding region runs from base 300 to 1136 and encodes 278 amino acids. NCBI's taxonomy places the organism in Eukaryota, Fungi, Ascomycota, Sordariomycetes, Xylariales, Hypoxylaceae. Gene Ontology annotation, cellular component: membrane; mitochondrion; cytoplasm. The record is from RefSeq and is a predicted model, not a curated record.